AUGGAAUAUAGUAAAAGAAAAUGGUAUGUUGAUGAUACAACUAAAACAAAUAUAUAUAAUAAAAAUUUAUAUGUUGUUAUUGUAAAAGAUGAUAAUUCUUUUAACCAACUUCUUUCAUUUGGAUAUUUAUUUGAUCAACCUGAAAUUUCAUAUAAACUAUUUUUUCAUCAACUUUAUAAUAUUUUAAAUUAUGGACAUGAAAUCAUUGUUUGUGAUCGUUGUAUUGCUCAAUAUAAUGCUUUGAAACAAAUAUUUCCUUAUUCUAAACUAUUUUUCUGUAGAAAUCAUAUAGAAAGAUCAUUGAUAAAAUAUUUUAAGAGUGAUCAUAUAAUAAUGAAAUUAUUUCAUUUAACAAUGAAUAUGAAAUUAAAUGAAAAUGAUUUAAUUGAAACAUUGAAAAGUAUUAUAAUGAAAAAUAUUAAAAAUAUUGAAGAAGACAAUGAUGAUGAUGAUGAAAAUACUUGUUAUGAUGAUAAAGAAAAUAAUGAAGAAGAAAAUGAUGAUGAUCAGUUGUUUGAACCUGAUACAAGUGAUAUUAUAAAUUCAAUAGAUGGUACUAAUACAUUACAAGAUAAUAUUAAACAAUUAAUAGAAGAAGCAAAAGGAAUAAAUAUUAAUAAAGGAUUGAUGUGUUUAAUUGAUUUAAUUCAACACAAAGAAAAUUGGAUUCCUUCUGAAUGUAUUAAAUAUGGAAUGUAUCGAGAUUUUACAACAAAUAGAGUAGAAGGAUUCUUUGGUUAUUUAAAAAAAUAA
This is a messenger RNA of Entamoeba dispar SAW760, 753 nucleotides long. RefSeq lists its product as uncharacterized. The coding region runs from base 1 to 753 and encodes 250 amino acids. The transcript has a single exon. The record is from RefSeq and is a predicted model, not a curated record. Lineage: Eukaryota; Evosea; Mastigamoebida; Endamoebidae.